Pocillopora damicornis (cauliflower coral) is the source of this 1769-nucleotide messenger RNA. RefSeq names its product U1 small nuclear ribonucleoprotein A. Gene Ontology annotation, molecular function: RNA binding. The record is from RefSeq and is a predicted model, not a curated record. Lineage: Eukaryota; Metazoa; Cnidaria; Anthozoa; Scleractinia; Pocilloporidae.
GUGGUAGAUACUUGCAAAACGUGGAGACUUUGUUGUUUCGUGUAGUCUUCCAUCGACACUUUAGAAUCUAGAAAAUCUUAUCCCAAUUUUGGUCAUCUGGGUUUUUAAUUAUCAUUAUUCCUACUCUUUUGACGCUUUGUUGUCGUUAAAGGUAUUUGAUUCUCAUCUUUGCGCCGAAAAAGAGUAUUCUGCGGACCUUUUGCCAACUCAGUUAUUUUCUGCAAACGAGCUGGGUACGUCGUAAAUAGUUAACGGUUCAUUCAAGGGCAACGAGGAAUAAGAAUGGAAAAUCCACCGAAUCAAACGAUCUAUAUAAAUAACCUCAACGAGAAGGUCAAGAAGGAGGAAUUGAAGAAGUCGCUGUAUGCCAUAUUUUCACAGUUUGGUCCAAUUUUAGACAUUGUAGCACUGAAAACUCUCAAAAUGAGGGGUCAGGCUUUUGUAGUAUUUAGAGACUUGCCGAGCGCCACCAAUGCUCUGCGCUCUAUGCAAGGGUUUCCAUUUUAUGACAAACCAAUGAGAAUACAGUAUGCCAAAAGCAAGUCUGAUGCUGUCGCAAAAAAAGAUGGAACAUUUGUACAGAGGGAGAAAAAACCCAGAGAGAAGAGAAAGGCUCCAGAACAAGCAAAGCCUGCCAAGCGACAGCCAGCAGCCCAAGCAAAUCCAACAGCUGUGGUUCAGCCUUUAGUUGCCCCAGUUGCACCAAAUGCCAUCCCAACUCCAGUGCAGGUUGCUGUGGCAGCACCCGAACAGCCCAACAGUAUUUUGUUCUUGACAAACCUGCCCAUGGAGACAACAGAAAUUAUGUUGUCUAUGUUGUUCAACCAGUUUCCGGGAUUCAAAGAAGUUCGCUUGGUACCAGGACGUUCAGACAUUGCUUUUGUGGAGUUUGAGAAUGAAUUGCAAUCUGGAACAGCUAAAGAUUCUUUGCAGGGAUUCAGAAUUACUCCAUCAAAUGCCAUGAGGAUUACCUAUGCUAAGAAGUAAUUGGCAUUAAACUCAGUUCUUUUAACAUAUUCCAUGAGAAUGCCAUUGUAUACAGCCUUUUUAUUGUCAGAAUUUUUUGUUGUCAUUAGACCUGGUUCAACUUGUGUUAGGACAUGUUGUUGGGGUUAAGUGUCACAGGGCAUGUGCUUGCUCUUUUAAAUCUGAACUACAUCAUGGUUAAAGAUUGUGACAAAGACUUCUUAAUCCUAUUGUGAAAUUUUAAUCCUGAUCUUUUUAUAAGCUCAUUACAGUUAGUGGAACAUAAGAGACUUCAUGAAUGAUAAGAGUAAUUAUCUAGUAUUAGUGGCAUUGCACCUUACUGCUGCGAUAGUUAGAUUGUAUUAGCAGCAUUGCACACAGCUGCAUUUUACUUUUUCUGUUCUUAUUCAGAUUGCAGCAUUGCACAUAGCUGCAUUAUUGUAUGAUAAAUUUGUAUUGUCAUCAUUUCAACAUUUUUCUAUGGAAUUAACCUUAUUUUUCUUUUUAGAGCAGAAGAUAAGGUUUUCUUGUUUGGCUUUGUUUUAGAUUGCAGCAUUGCACAAAGCUGCAUUAUCUCUACUAAAUAUAGUAUAUUGAGCUGAUUCACUGUUAGCAUUGCACUUAAGCUGAAGUGAUAGAACAUGAUACGUUGUCCCAGCAUUGCACUUGGCUAGGGGCCAGUCAAUGAUGCUACACUACCGUGCCUUUUCUGUUGCAACCCAUCCAGGGCUAGUAGAAGCGAUAAAGAAGUCAAUGCUUGUUUUAGCAAAAACUGUCUCCAUUAAAAUGACUUUUCUUGGCAA